Molecule: messenger RNA, 1078 nt
Organism: Heterotrigona itama
Lineage: Eukaryota; Metazoa; Arthropoda; Insecta; Hymenoptera; Apidae
Source: the annotation of a GenBank genome assembly
AUGAUGGUCUCAAGAUUAUGGUGUCAAAAAACAUGGCAAAAUUUAGCUCUUGUAAAAGUAUUGGGUAUGUUCAUUUUUGAAUCAUACUUUAUGAAAAAUUUUAUUCUUAAUCAUGUACUAUGUUAAUGAGCGACUGCUAAUAAUAAAUUUCAAAUUAAAUAAUUUAUAUUUUAGUAAGUAUAUAUAUAUAUGUAAAUAUUAUUUUAUAUUAUCACUUCUAGGUAAAGAACCCAAAACUUUUUCAACUUUGGUUCAACCAAAAGUAGAUGAAGCAGACGAUAAUGAUUCUCAAGCACAAACUGAUGAUGAAUUACUCAAAUCUCCAUCACUAGCAAAUUACAGACUUGUAUACCCUGAAUUUCUACCAGACCCUAAUCCGUUAUAUCGUAAUAGCAUAAGAGAAAGAUUAGAACGUAUGGAUAUGUUGAAUAGAAGAUCAAUAUUAUCUAUUCCUGAAUUUUAUGUGGGUUCCAUAUUAGCAGUAACUUAUUCUGACCCACAUGCAGUUGGAAAAAUAAAUAAAUUUGUUGGUAUAUGUAUCUUAAGAGAAAGCUCUGGAUUAAGAAGUUCAUUUCUUUUAAGAAAUGUAGUCAAUGGGGAAGGUGUAGAAGUACGUUAUGAUUUAUAUGAUCCUGCUAUCCAAAAAAUUGAUUGUUUAAGAUUAGAAAAAAGAUUAGACGAUGAAUUACUUUACCUGAGAGACGCACCAUUGGAAUAUAGUACAUUUCCUUUUGACAUGGAAAUAGAAGCAAAAAUUUCAGAAUCUGUUCCAGUAAAUGAUAUUAAAAUUCCUCUCAAUCCAUUACCCUGGUCACAAAAAUGGGAGCGUCAUAAUUUAAAAGGAGUUAAAGACAUAGUUGUUAAUGAAAGACGUCAAAAGAAGGCAGCAGCUUUUGCUAAAUCAUGGGAGAAAUAUGAUCUAAUGAAAACAUAUAGGGAGACCAUUCCGGAAGAGGAACAAAAUGAAAUAUUUUCAGAUGUAUAUAUAAAACUUAACGAGUUGGAAAUACAGAAGAAUAUAUUAAAACGCAAAUAUAUGUUGCAAAGACAAAAAUCUUCAAAAACGAGAACUUUAUAA